Molecule: messenger RNA, 3364 nt
Organism: Amoebophrya sp. A25
Lineage: Eukaryota; Dinophyceae; Syndiniales; Amoebophryaceae
Source: the annotation of a GenBank genome assembly
AUGAAGACGAUCACGGGAUCCAAGUCUACCUCCGUGCAAGCGAGCGCACCAACAGGAAUUUGUCGAAGUUCUUCUCCACGACGAGGACGGUUUGCUACUGGCAGUGCAAGCACGUUCGCGAGUGCGCACUCGUAUCUCGCGAACAAUGGUUGCCCAGUCGCUUCUUCUUUGGUGAAACGGGUACGCCUGCACCACACGCGUUUAUCCGCAGAGAUGCUGCAGCAAAGCGAAAGUCUCAGUUCACUUCGAGGUCUCUUCUCCGAAGUACAGGACUUGAGUUUCAAGUUAGCCGGUCAAACAUGCACGGCCCGUUGGACGUUUGGAAAUCUUGCGAAAGUCCUACCAGAUGCACAUGCGGUUUUUUCCCUGAAAGAAAACUACCAUCAGCAAGUCGUUGGUGCCGUUCGGUUCUUGCACAAGACGGCUGUAGUUGGUGGCAGAAGUAGUUGUACACCUCCAGGCACAACAAGCUCUUCUGAACAAGACUCCACUCAAGGAGCAGGAAGUUCUUACUAUUCCGAUACCACAUGGGCAGACAACAUCUUAGAGGAGGCAGGAGGAUCGACAAAGAGUCGACGAGACGCCAUCCGAAAACACAGCAAGAGCAUCAUGCUACAAGUAGUGAUCGAUCGCGUCCUGAAGGUGGACCACACAUCAGCUGCGUCAUUCUUGUCGCGUUACAGUGCUGCUGUAAAAGAAAGCUUUGACGGCGAAUCUUCCACUUCGCUUUCAAAUGAUUUUGAUGCAGGGACAGCGGCGUCGGGGGGCUCUGGAGGUGCUGGUGCUGGUGGUGGUCCGGGAACAGGUCACUUUGAGCACCAAAGCGAACAAGCCUCUACUAGUAAUGAUCCGGCCUCAGGGAAGAUGGCUCCUCGACCUAUUUCGCCUGGUGCUUCGGCUUCUCUGGGCUCUGGGCAUCUAGGCAGAUCGACCUCUACUUCUACCUCGUCUCAGCAACUAGUCGGAUCGAUGGAAUUCGAAGUUAUCGACGACACGUUCGAAGACUUUUUGCGCUUUUUGGAUGGACGUGUGUCUUUGUCUGAGCCGGUUUUCUGCUAUAAUCCAGGCGACCGUGUGCGUGUGCGCAUGAAACUACAGCAGCCGUCGAAUCCGCACAGUUUUGCAGGUGGAAGUAGGGGAACAACAGCCGGAAGUUCUGCUUUAGGCGGUCACGGUGCUGCCUCGUCUACUUUACCCCACUUCCAAGCCCCAUCGAUGGAGCCUGUUUUUCUGCCUUUUUAUCCGCCCUCGCAGUUGUUUCCUGCUUCUGGGAAGGAAAUGGAGUUCUAUCAGAAUUCACCUUCUUCCAAGAUGCGAUCAAGGGCUCCAGCCGCUCGUCAAUCUACUUCUCGACACAACAAUAACUAUCGCGCCUCGACUACUGCAGGAGGUGGCCCUGCAGGAGGUGGAAACAUGAACUACAACUACAAUACCUCCAGAAGUUCUAGAGCCCACAUGAACAUGAUCAUGAAUAGUUCUCGGUACAGCAUAGCCUCAGGAGGCCACCUUUCAUCGUCGAUGCCGGAGUUACUGCCUUUAGAUCAAUGGUUCUCUUUUGCUGGAGCGUUAGCGACUCGAGAAGCAGAUGUGAAUCAUGGAGGCGGAACAGCUGGAGGCGAAUUCGUUGAGGUAAGCAUCGCAGGUUACUCUCCAGAAAAGGGGACUUAUUUGAUCCAGCUGGACAAUCCAGAUGGUACAAAAUUUGUGGAGCCACCGGCUGACGAUGACGAUGCCAAGGGUGGAGAUGCACUGCAUGGGAAUGAGCACGAUAGGGAUAGCAACCCUGCGAGUGCAGGAGCCACUUCUUCUAGUAAAAAUUUAGGAGGACAACUUAAUCCGGCUAGUCGUGCUGGGGUCUUCUCCAGUGGCGCACGAUUAGCAUUCAAUCCUUGCUUCGGCAACCACUGUAGCGGCAAUAGCUACCACUACAGAGGAGGGACGCAACUUCUAGUGUUUGUGAAGAAAAAAUGGUUAGACGCGGUAGUCGUCUAUCACCAUGCGCACACCAACCGCCAUUUGGUGCGGAUAUCGAUCUCCUUAUCACCUACGGAGUUACACACCUGGGCCAGCGAUGCAUGGGCAGGAAAGGUGAACAGCAGCUCUUCAGGUGCGCCUCCAAGUUCUCCAGGAUGCUCGGAUGAAGAGGCACAAGAAGAGCAGAUCCGAGAUGUCCUCCUAGAUUUGAAUAGUUUCAAUCACUGCGUUGCCAAACAGAUGACCGCGAGGGGCUUUGAGGACGAAGCCCACCGGUUGCGAACCUUCAUGAAAGCACGCUAUGGCUUUAUCAUCGACAGCAUCUCCGGCGCCAAGUUAGAUCUGCGAGUCGACUGUGCGGACUUUAGACUGACCGAACACGGACAUCAACGGGAAAACAUUUUCUUCAGUGCCUGCGAGAGCGAAUUCCUUCCUCCGAUGACAAGUUGUGCGACAAAUGUCACAACAUCAGAAAUAGGUCAACAAACUUGGGCCCCAGCAGAGGAAUUGGCGGAUUUGUUGUGCGUAAAGAACUCCGACGUCGACCGUAGCUGCGGGUGUUCACGGCCACGUGCGUUUUUGGUGAGAGGUCCUUCGGGUAGCGGCAAAAGUUGUCUGAUUCGGAAAUUAGUCGUGGCGAUACUGUCUGAACCGGGACACGAACUUCUGCCUCUUCUCAUUCCUGUGACUGAGUUCUUCGCGAGAACCCAGACAUCUCCGUCUAACCUUGGAGGCGGUGGGUCUGGGCGGGAAUCGCAGAGUGGAGCUAGUGCGCCUGGUUCAUCUGCAUCUAUGUCGUCUCCAACAAACGGCGAAAUGCCAGUUGGCCGUUUGCAGUCGACUCGAUCGGGGAACGAUUUUGCGCAGCCUACGAAAUCUGUAACACCAGGAGGCACAGGCGCGCCUUCGUCUUCGAGUGGUGUAGCAAGUCAAUCUGUUGCUGCAACAGGAGCUAUGGGUUCAUCUGUUACCGGAGGUAUACCUGAAUCUCCACCCGGAGCUGCUGCUGCAGCGGACCUCGACUUCGAUUCAGACGAGGACGAGAAUCAACGGGAGGAAGAACAACUCAGCACGACAAUUGACUUGGUAGACCGCUAUUUGCGUAUCGUUCAUGGGGAAGAGUCCGCGCGUUACCAGUUGUUGCGACACGCGAUUGAUUGUCAUCGUGUCGUUUUUCUCUUCGACAGUGAUUCCGACGAUUUGUCUCCGCAACUAGAGCACAUUUUGAUGGGCUUAGCGCUUGCGCAUCACCGUGUCUGCGUGGCCAUGAGACCCUCGGAUAGUCUGACAUUUUUUCCUACCACAAGAGGAAGUGGAGUUAGCGGUGGGCAGCUCCUGAAUAAAGAUUUACUACACAGUACUGCAACCGGAAGGCGAAGCUCGCGUGUAA